Tetrapisispora phaffii CBS 4417 is the source of this 1113-nucleotide messenger RNA. It is a transcript of the gene SEN2, whose product is annotated as tRNA splicing endonuclease subunit SEN2. NCBI's taxonomy places the organism in Eukaryota, Fungi, Ascomycota, Saccharomycetes, Saccharomycetales, Saccharomycetaceae. Gene Ontology annotation, cellular component: tRNA-intron endonuclease complex. Gene Ontology annotation, biological process: tRNA splicing, via endonucleolytic cleavage and ligation; tRNA-type intron splice site recognition and cleavage. The transcript has a single exon. The coding region runs from base 1 to 1113 and encodes 370 amino acids. Gene Ontology annotation, molecular function: nucleic acid binding; tRNA-intron lyase activity. The record is from RefSeq and is a predicted model, not a curated record.
AUGGCAAAGGGAAAACCAAAUAAUAAACGCUAUAAAUAUCCGUUACCAAUUCAUCCAAUAGACUCGUUACCACAACUAUUUCCUCAUAAUCCAAUUUCAUGGGCAUAUUGGGUAUAUUGUUAUUAUAAAAGUGUAAAUUACUUAGAGUUUAGAAUCCCAAUAGAAAUUGUUGGUAGUAGAUAUCCUCAUAUUUUGGUUAAAGAUGUUAGAGGAAUGGAGUAUUUAUGGAGAAAUGGUUUUUUUGGUACUGGACAAUUGUCACGUAGUGAACCUACCUGGUUAGAACGUACUAGUAAAAGAAUUAACAAUGUGAUCAAUAAAGGUGAUCCUAAUUUGAGUUUGGAAAAAAUUACACAAAUUAGAAGAGCUCAAAGAGCUCAUUUUAAGAAACAAAGAAAAGCAAUGGACGACAACUUAUUGGAGAUGCGAAAGAAUGGUUGCACAAAAGAAGAAGAGAAUAGAUACAUAACAGAACAACGUGAACAUCUUAGAGAAUUAAGAGAUGUGCAACUAUCUGAUAGUUUAGGUCCAAGUGAUCAAAAUACUGAUUUGAUAGUCAAAUUCGAAGAUGAUGAAAUCAUAAACGAUCAAAAUGAAAUUAUUAAUCUUGAAUCGUUAGAAUUAUUACCUGUGGAGGCUAUAUUUUUAACAUAUGCAUUACCGGUCUUGGAUACUAAGUUAGAAGACUUGUUUAAUAUUCUUCUUAGAAAAUCACAAGACAAUGAAGCGUAUUCAUAUAAUAACAUAGAGAAUAUAGUAAAACAGUAUCUUAUAUACCACCAUUACCGAUCAAGAGGAUGGAGUGUAAGAUCAGGGAUUAAAUUUGGCUGUGAAUAUUUACUGUAUAAAAGAGGACCACCAUUUCAACAUGCUCAGUUUUGUGUAAUGUCUUUAGGAUAUGAGGAAUCAAAACCUUACGAAUGGUACUCCAGUUUAUCUCGUGUAACAAGUAACGCCAAAAAGAGUUUAAUUCUUUGCUACAUUGAAACUUUGAAAAACGAAGAUGAAAUAAUAAAAUUAUGGAAUAAACAGGACUAUACAAGCGUCUUCUCAAGUUAUAGAAUUUCUGAAGUUGUUUACAAUAGAUGGAUGCCGGGAAAGAAUAGAGAUUAA